This is a messenger RNA of Arthroderma uncinatum, 513 nucleotides long. RefSeq lists its product as uncharacterized. Bases 1 to 513 code for a protein of 170 amino acids. NCBI's taxonomy places the organism in Eukaryota, Fungi, Ascomycota, Eurotiomycetes, Onygenales, Arthrodermataceae. Gene Ontology annotation, cellular component: mannan polymerase complex; Golgi membrane. Gene Ontology annotation, molecular function: alpha-1,6-mannosyltransferase activity. The transcript is spliced from 2 exons. Gene Ontology annotation, biological process: protein N-linked glycosylation. The record is from RefSeq and is a predicted model, not a curated record.
AUGGACCCAACUAUAUCCCUUACCUCCCACGUUCUAGAAAAGUCGAAGCUAGAGUCACUCAUGAUUAAGGACGCUCCUGUCGUUCCGCCAGACAGUGUCAUAAAGACGUUCACUCAUCUUUCUGCUCAAGACGUCGAUUUAGUUAUCACUCAAGACGCAGAGAACUUGAGCCCAGGGAGCUUCAUCAUCAAGAAAGGUGAUUGGGCUAACUACUUCCUGGACGCGUGGUUUGAUCCUCUCUAUAGGAGUUAUAACUUUGCAAAGGCCGAAAAUCAUGCGCUGGAUCAUAUCGUACAAUGGCACCCAACCAUUCUGGCGAAGCUCGCCCUCAUUCCUCAGAAGAUGAUCAGCGCUUAUUCCCAUGAAGCUCCAAACCCGGGAUCAAAUGGGCUGUAUACAGAAGGUGAUUUCAUCGUUCGUUUAAGCGGAUGUGAAACUACUGCUACACGAAACUGCGAGAGGGAAAUGGAACCAUACUGGAACAAGUGGGCGAAGAAUCAUGCCCAUGUAUAG